CUUGUGCACACCUUCUUCUACGCUUUGUGCUCGCUACCACCUCUGUGUCAAGUGUGAGAGCUGAGAGGCAGCAAUGGGAGGUCUUCACGAUAGAGUCGCAUGGGCAUGGCCGGUGCUGCUGCUGUUGCUGUUGCAGCUCGCCGGGGCGUCACAUGUCGUCUACGAGAACCAACUCCUAGAGACCGAGGCUGCCGCAGCCACCGUUCCGCCUUCCAUUGUUGAUGCCGAGCUGAGCUCUGGGUACCACUUCCGGCCCCCAAAGAAUUGGAUCAACGAUCCAAACGCGCCGAUGUAUUACAAGGGGUGGUACCAUCUCUUCUACCAGUAUAACCCCAAAGGGGCCGUGUGGGGAAGCAUCGUGUGGGCGCACUCGGUGUCUCGUGACCUCAUCAACUGGGUGGCACUGAAGACGGCCAUCGAGCCCAGCAUCAAGUCCGACAUGUACGGCUGCUGGUCGGGCUCGGCGACGAUCCUUCCUGAUGGCACGCCGGUGAUCAUGUACACCGGCAUCGAUCGCCCGGAUAGCAACUACGAGGUCCAGAACAUAGCCUACCCCAGGAACAAGUCAGACCCGCUGCUCCAGGAUUGGGUCAAGCCGGGUCACAACCCGAUCAUCGUGCCCGAGGGCGGCAUCAACGCGACGCAGUUCCGUGACCCGACCACGGCAUGGUACGCCGACGGGCACUGGCGCAUGCUCGUAGGCAGCCUUUCGGGCGCGUCCCGUGGCGUGGCAUACGUGUACCGGAGCCGCGACUUCAAGCGGUGGACAAGGGCGAGGAAGCCGCUGCACUCGGCGCCCACAGGAAUGUGGGAGUGCCCGGACUUCUACCCGGUCACGGUUGGCGGCCAGCAGCACGGCCUUGACACAUCGGUCAUGUCCAGCCCAAAGAUCAAGCAUGUGCUCAAGAACAGCCUCGACCUACGCCGGUACGAUUACUACACCGUCGGCACCUACGACCGGAUCACCGAGCGAUACGUGCCGGAUGAUCCUUCGGGUGACAAGCGUCAUCUAAGGUAUGACUACGGCAACUUUUACGCGUCCAAGACAUUCUAUGACCCCGUGAAGCGUCGUCGGAUCCUGUGGGGCUGGGCUAACGAGUCCGACACCGCAGUCGACGACGUUGCCAAGGGAUGGGCCGGAAUCCAGGCGAUUCCGAGGAAGGUUUGGCUGGACUCCAGUGGGAAGCAGCUGAUGCAGUGGCCGGUGGAGGAGCUGGAGGCGCUCAGGGGUAAAAGGCCGGUCAUUCUCAAGGACAUGUUGAUCAAGCAGGGAGAACAUGUCGAGGUCACCGGGCUGCAAACCGCACAGGCUGACGUCGAGGUGAGCUUUGAGCUGCCGAGCCUUGACCUGGAGAGUGCGGAGGCGCUGGACCCAGCGUUGGCCGACGACGCCGAGAAGCUGUGCAGCGUGCGGGGCGCAGGCGUGGAGGGCGGCGUGGGGCCCUUCGGUCUGUGGGUGCUCGCCUCGUCCAAGCUGGAGGAGAGAACCGCGGUCUUCUUCAGGGUGUUUAAGGCCGCCGGGCGCGGCAAGCCCGUGGUUCUCAUGUGCUCCGACCCCACCAAGUCAUCUCUGAACCCGAACCUGUACCAGCCAACCUUCGCAGGAUUUGUUGAUACUGACAUCGCAAAGGGCAAGAUAUCGUUGAGGACGCUGAUUGAUCGGUCGGUCAUCGAGAGCUUUGGCGCGGGAGGCAGGACAUGCAUUCUCUCUCGAGUCUACCCAUCGCUCGCCAUAGGCAAGAACGCGCACCUUCACGUGUUCAACAACGGCAAGACGGAUAUCAAGGUGUCAGGGCUAACGGCAUGGGAGAUGAAGAAACCACUUAUGAACGGCGCCUAAUUCAAGAUUACAUGCAGAUUCAGGAGCUGCUCCCAUGCAUGAUGUGUGUGGAUUUAUUUGGGCGUUUUCCAUUUACCGAAUGCCUCACGCGAGUUUGAUCUGACGAUCAAUAUUGAUUUCUGGUUUGUCAGUUUCAAGAAAAAAAAGAAGAUUUCUGGCUUGUUCUAUAGCGAUAGGUUGCACGAUGUACGAGUGUACAACGAACGGGCCAUUUUGUAUGUCCUAGGAACAAUAAAUUAAUGCACGUUUGGGAGUGCAUUGGCAUAUUGCAUCUCAAUAAUACGGUUGCUGAUUAAUGA
Molecule: messenger RNA, 2139 nt
Organism: Brachypodium distachyon (stiff brome)
Lineage: Eukaryota; Viridiplantae; Streptophyta; Magnoliopsida; Poales; Poaceae
Product: beta-fructofuranosidase, insoluble isoenzyme 2
Exons: 7
Coding region: 74-1840 (588 amino acids)
Biological process (GO): carbohydrate metabolic process
Molecular function (GO): hydrolase activity, hydrolyzing O-glycosyl compounds
Source: RefSeq, a predicted model, not a curated record